ACUAAAACUUUUGCUUGGUCGGUCAGCAACCAUGCAUGGAAACUGAUUAGUAUAAUGAUAUAACCCAACCGGCCCAUUAUUCAUAUAGAGCGUUUCCCUUUUUGUUUUCCUAAAUAGUUAUAAAUUCAAAACAUGGAACAGUGGUGGAAAUCCAUCUUGAAUUCUAAGACAAGCAGAUUACAACAAAAAAUGAGAAAGAAAGAACGUAGAAAUUAAGUAAAGAAAGGAAGACUCAUGUCUGGCCUUACUCUAGGACUGAUGUCCCUCAGCCUCGUUGAUCUGGAAGUCCUCAUCAAAGCUGGCAAGCCAGAAGACAGAAAGAAUGCUGAAAAGAUUCUCCCUAUUGUCAAGAAUCAGCACUUGUUGCUCUGCACACUCCUCAUAUGUAACGCCCUAGCCAUGGAGGCACUUCCUAUUUUCGUUGAUUCUCUUCUCCCCGCCUGGGGUGCUGUGUUAAUCUCAGUUACACUCAUACUCACAUUUGGAGAGAUUAUCCCUCAAGCUGUGUGCUCCCGAUACGGAUUGAACAUUGGUGCCAGGCUAUCAGUAGUGGUUCGACUGCUAGUCAUAAUUGUUUUUCCUCUAUCAUACCCCAUCAGUAAGCUUUUGGACUUGCUGCUUGGGAAGGGGCACUCUGCUCUGCUGAGGCGUGCGGAGCUGAAAAUACUUGUCGAUAUGCAUGGAAAUGAGGCAGGAAAAGGGGGUGAAUUGUCCCACAAUGAAACAACCAUUAUCUCUGGAGCACUAGACUUGACUGCAAAGACAGCGAAAGAUGCAAUGACACCAUUAUCUUCAGUAUUUUCUCUAGAUUUUAAUGCUAAACUCGACAAUGACACAAUGGGUCUAAUAUUGAGCAAAGGGCAUAGCCGGGUGCCUGUCUACUUGGGAAGCCCGGCUAACAUUGUUGGGCUUGUACUGGUAAAGAAUCUAAUAAAGAGCCGUCCAGAAGAUGGGACUCCAAUCAGAAAUCUAACCAUACGAAGAAUACCAAGAGUUCAUGAGUGCCUACCACUGUACGACAUACUAAACCAAUUCCAGAAAGGGCAAAGCCAUAUGGCCGUAGUGGUUAAGAGCACUACUCCCCUGAAUGAUGUUAUAGAGAGUGCAAGUUCAAAAUCAAAUUUGGCACAGAGACAGACAGACAGAACCAUUAAUGUCGAUUGUUUAGUUUCUAUCCCUCAUAGAGAUGAAGAAGUUCUUGGCAUAAUAACAAUGGAGGACGUUUUAGAAGAACUACUUCAGGAACCAAUAUAUGAUGAAACUGAUGAUUAUGUUGACUUGCAUAACCAAAUUAAAAUCAAUCUGAUUACUAAUGGGAAAAUGUCAUCACAAUCUCCUGGAAAGCUGCGUACCCCAACAGCUUCUCCCUAUUCUUCGAGCCAUCAAACGCCAUUUUCAUACCACCAGACAGCUCUGAUGCGCUCCCCCCUCUCUCCCUACAUUCAGUCGCCUAUUAGCAGUCCACAUAUUUCAUCUUCCGCUGGAAACUCUGCACCGGCUUCUCCAGUUGGAAUCAAGCAUCCUCAGGGCUCUCCCUCUAUCUACAAUCAGGCUCAACAAAAAUCAUACGAGAAGUUUAGAAGGCUUGACCAUCCAUAACUUAUCGUCUUCUUAAGAUUGAAAUCAGCAGGUUGGCAUCCUGACUGUAAAAUUGUGAGUGCAUUGUUCCGUAUGUAAUAUUUAGUCUCUAUAUAUGAAAUAAUCUGCUUAGAUCUGCUACCAAAGCCAAACAAUCAACUCUGUACAAACUAGAGCAGCAUACAGUUCAAUUUCUAACUAAUCAUCAAACUGAUCUUGUUCUCAUA
Molecule: messenger RNA, 1805 nt
Organism: Salvia splendens (bonfire salvia)
Lineage: Eukaryota; Viridiplantae; Streptophyta; Magnoliopsida; Lamiales; Lamiaceae
Product: DUF21 domain-containing protein At5g52790
Exons: 13
Coding region: 235-1599 (454 amino acids)
Biological process (GO): magnesium ion homeostasis; intracellular manganese ion homeostasis
Cellular component (GO): cytoplasm
Source: RefSeq, a predicted model, not a curated record